AUGCAAAAAGGAUAUAAAAUUGUUUUAAAUGAGCGCAAAGUGCUGACAAAAUGUCUUAAAGCACCAUGGUAUUUGACUAAAUGUGGAUAUCGUCGUUUAUUUUGUUAUUAUACUAGAAAAACAUCUGAAAUUCAAAAACUUGAUGUUGAAGAAUUCACAGCUUUCAAGAAUGAUAUUUUAGACCUUGAAAAUUUCGAUCUACCAAUACCAGUAGCAAUAUCAGUAGUUAUUGCUUGGAUAUUUAUUUGUUCUGCGACAUUUUGUAUUUGGGAAAAAGACUGGGAUUACUUUGUUGCCUUUUAUUUUUUUUUCAUAUCUUUAAGCACAAUUGGCCUCGGAGAUAUUACUCCAACGCAACCAAAAUAUUUACUUAUGCUAUUUAUUUAUAUCAUCAUUGGUCUUGCAUUAGUUUCUAUGUGCAUUAAUUUGAUACAGGCACAAAUGGCAAAAACGUACGAAGUUGGACAAUUGGAUAAUUUAAGUUUAGCUUCAGCUAAUGUUGAUCAUUCAUUUGCUAAUAUAAAUAAGAAAAUUAGCAGAUUAAGCUCGGAUUCAAGUCGCCGAGCAUCAUUAGGCAUCUUCAAAAGUUCUAAAAAUAUUGCUUGUGGAAGUAGUAGUAAGCGUUCAAUAUCUCGAGAAACUGUACGUAAUGCUUUGUUCGACAAAAAAAAUUUAAAUAAAUGUACACAAACAAUGCUUUCCUUUCCAAGUCCAUCAAGAAGUUCAACUAUUUAUAGACAUGCUCAUAAUUCUAAGAUAAAGUUUUUACCUCGAAAUUUAUCACUUGAUGAUGUCAUGAAGUUGGUAGAUACUGAAGAAGGUGAUAUUAUAGUAUUGACUGACCUUAUCCGGGAUGAAAGCAAUACUUCGGAUCUUUCUGAUGUUAGCGAUAUUAGUAAUCAAUCCGACUUGACUAUUAAGCCAUACUCACGCUCAUCUCUUCUGCCUAAUUCACCUUCGACAUAUCAUAUUAAGAAUACAUUUUGCAAUCAUUUUUGUCCAACUGGAUCAUACUUUACACCAUCAAUGCACGAUAUUGAAGCAUUUGAAGAAAUUGAAGACCAAAUCCUCUUAGAAAAGAUAAAUACAGUCAGCAAUCUUUCAGGUGUUCAUUUCAGAUCACGAUUAAGUUUGAUACCUGAAAUACACAAUGCGAAGGAUGAAGAUUAUGCAAAUGAAGAAAAUACUAAUGAUACUCAAUUAUUGGGAAGUAAACUUUCUGUGGAACGUCAAACUUCUAUGAAGUUACCAUUACCUUUACACAAGUAUUAA
This is a messenger RNA of Thelazia callipaeda (thelaziosis nematode), 1272 nucleotides long. The record is from the annotation of a GenBank genome assembly. NCBI's taxonomy places the organism in Eukaryota, Metazoa, Nematoda, Chromadorea, Rhabditida, Thelaziidae.